AAACUAUUUCCUUCUUAAAAAAGGAAUUGUUGAUCUCACCGACUCUAGGGCUUAUAAAUAAAUAGACGCAUAGGUUCAUAACCUCAUCACCUUAAACACAAUUCAAUCGCUCUCUAAAUUCUUUUAUCUUUCAUCAAAUUGCUUCACAGAGAAAAAACCUACUCCACAAAGAACAAACAAUGUCGUCGACGAUGAUCGUGUUGAUGAGCUCCGAUGGUCAGUCGUUUGAGGUGGAAGAAGCGGUAGCAAUCCAAUCUCAGACCAUAGCACAUAUGGUUGAAGACGAUUGCGCCGCUAAUGGAAUCCCUCUUGCAAACGUGACAAGCAAGACUCUUGCGAAAGUGAUUGAGUACUGCAAGAAGCACCACGUCGAUGAGGCUAACCCUAUCUCUGAAGAUGAACUCAAGAAGUGGGACACGGAGUUCAUGGAAACCGAUCAAUCCACGAUAUUUGAUCUCAUUCUUGCUGCGAAUUACCUAAACAUCAAAAGCUUGCUUGAUCUCACAUGUCAAACUAUUGCGGAUAUGAUCAAAGGCAAGAAUCCAGAGGAGAUUCGUACACUUUUCAACAUUAAGAAUGAUUUUACACCUGAGGAGGAAGAAGAGGUUCGUAGGGAGAAUCAAUGGGCUUUUGAAUGAUCGGAUGAAUCAAAAACCUAACUAGCUUUCUUUUUCUUUCUUUCGUUGGUGUGUUUUUUUUCAACUUCUUGAUCAAUAAUGUAGAUGAUGAUCACUUCGUCUACUUUUUUUUAUAAUGAUUUGUGUUUCUUUUUAUGAUUUCAAGGAUUUAAUCUAAUAAUUUGUUUUUUUUUUUAAUGAUUUAUGUUUCUUUUAAUUUGUUUGCUCUUGAGAUAAUCUUUUGUUGGAUACUACUAAAAUAUGUUUAACCAAUUUUCAUAGAAUGAUUAUAUGAAACUAGCGAAAUUGUUUCAGCAGCAACAAGUGCUUGUAGCCAAUUCGGAAUAACAUAAUCUAUAAGACGAAAUAAACGUAGAAAAACAAGUAACAUGUUUAUCUUUUUUGUAUAUAAAUAAAUCAAGUUUCUUAAAAGAAAAUCCUACAUCAAUUUAUUUUAAUUUGCAGCAUAACGAUAUAUCAAUCACAAAUAUAAAACAAUGUAUAGCUAAACAUCCUACAAAUUCAUU
Arabidopsis lyrata subsp. lyrata is the source of this 1144-nucleotide messenger RNA. Its product is annotated as SKP1-like protein 11. Lineage: Eukaryota; Viridiplantae; Streptophyta; Magnoliopsida; Brassicales; Brassicaceae. Gene Ontology annotation, molecular function: cullin family protein binding. Gene Ontology annotation, biological process: SCF-dependent proteasomal ubiquitin-dependent protein catabolic process. Bases 180 to 638 code for a protein of 152 amino acids. The record is from RefSeq and is a predicted model, not a curated record. Gene Ontology annotation, cellular component: cytoplasm; nucleus. The transcript has a single exon.